GAAGAAGAAGGGUUGUUUGGUAUCGUAUCAGCUGAGAGCGCACACAGCACAGCUGCCAUCAAGGCUAGUCUCACAGGCUUUUCAUAUUUCUCAGCCUUAUCCCUGCGACCCAAUAACUGUGAGCAUGUUGGCCGUCAGAACCGCUCUGCGCCUGGGUUGCACACGGUGCCUGUCCCCGCUUCAGGGGCUCCAGAGACGGGGCUGCGCAGGAGCCUCCAUCCCAGUAGACGACGUGGUAAACGGUCUCACGGACGAACAGAUUCAGCUUCGACAAAGUGUCCGCAAAUUCUGUGCUGAACAAUUAGCUCCUUAUGCUGAUGAGAUUGACAAGACAAAUGAGUUUCCACAAAUGAGAGAUUACUGGAAAGCCAUGGGUGAGAUGGGCCUCCUUGGCAUGACUGCUCCAGUGGAGUAUGGGGGCACUGGGCUGGGUUACUUGGACCAUGUGAUUGUGAUGGAAGAAAUGUCCCGAGUGUCAGCAGCCAUUGCUUUGAGUUAUGGUGCCCACUCCAACCUCUGUGUCAACCAGAUGGUCCGCCACGGCAACGAGAAACAGAAGGAGAAGUAUCUACCCAAGCUGCUAAACGGGGAGCAUGUAGGAGCACUGGCUAUGAGUGAACCAAAUGCUGGAUCUGAUGUCGUUUCCAUGAAGCUCAAAGCCAAGAAGAAAGGUGACUACUAUGUUCUUAAUGGUAACAAGUUCUGGAUCACGAACGGGCCAGAUGCUGAUGUCCUCAUUGUUUAUGCUAAAACUAUCCCGGAGGCCCAUCAAAAAGGAAUUACUGCUUUCAUUGUGGAAAAGGGGAUGCCAGGAUUUUCUACAGCACAGAAACUGGACAAACUUGGCAUGAGGGGCUCCAACACAUGUGAGCUGAUCUUUGAAGACUGCAAAAUCCCAGAGGAAAAUGUCCUGGGACCUCUGAAUAAAGGCGUGUAUGUCAUGAUGAGUGGGCUCGACCUGGAGAGGCUUGUUCUGUCAUCUGGACCAAUUGGGAUCAUGCAAGCUGUCCUUGACUUUGCUGUGCCCUACCUACACGUACGAGAGGCCUUUGGACAGAAGAUUGGACACUUUCAGUUAAUGCAGGGAAAGAUGGCAGAUAUGUACACCAGGCUGAGUUCCUGUCGACAGUAUGUGUAUAAUGUAGCCCGAGCCUGUGAUAAGGGGCACUUUAGUGCAAUGGACUGCGCUGGAGUCAUCCUGUACUGUGCCGAGAAUGCCACACAGGUUGCCUUGGAUGGUAUUCAGUGUCUAGGUGGAAAUGGCUACAUCAAUGACUACCCAAUGGGGAGGUUUCUGAGGGACGCUAAACUGUACGAGAUUGGAGCAGGCACCAGUGAGAUCCGCCGUCUCAUCAUCGGAAGGGCCUUCAACUCCAUGUUCAGAUAGGAGUGGACUGACCCCUCAUGAGUGAAUGCAGAGUUACUGACACCAACAGCCUUAUAUUCCUGUGAUUUUUUUACAUUUACUUUUACAGAGAACAGAAAUCAACUGGUCAUUUGCACCCAUACAAUGAAAUAUGGUUUUGUUUAGUUUUUUUGUCUACGAAUGCAUUUGGUCAGUAGUAAUGAUUUCAGUUUUUCUGCACUUCUGAACUAACACUCCCAUCUAAGCUACAAAAAGUUUGGGUUAAAUUUUGUAAAAUGUCAGCCCAUGCACAGUAUUUAUGGUAAAGAAAGUUCAUUCAUAAAAGUGGACACUGGACUUUGAGCAGUGGCUGCAAAUGCUCUGAGCUGUAAAUGAUAUAGUAGGCUGAAAAUAUAAGUUGCCGAUGAGAAUAAUGUAGAUAAUGUGUUUAACAACUGUUUCUCUGUUCCUUGUAUUUGUGAAGUUAUAAACAUGUAAAACUUCUUUCAAAA
Messenger RNA from Boleophthalmus pectinirostris (great blue-spotted mudskipper), 1857 nucleotides. It is a transcript of the gene ivd, whose product is annotated as isovaleryl-CoA dehydrogenase. Gene Ontology annotation, molecular function: flavin adenine dinucleotide binding; 3-methylbutanoyl-CoA dehydrogenase activity. The transcript has 12 exons. The record is from RefSeq and is a predicted model, not a curated record. Gene Ontology annotation, biological process: L-leucine catabolic process. Lineage: Eukaryota; Metazoa; Chordata; Actinopteri; Gobiiformes; Gobiidae. Gene Ontology annotation, cellular component: mitochondrion. Bases 125 to 1387 code for a protein of 420 amino acids.